This is a messenger RNA of Schistocerca americana (American grasshopper), 913 nucleotides long. RefSeq names its product cuticle protein 18.7. The transcript is spliced from 3 exons. The record is from RefSeq and is a predicted model, not a curated record. The coding region runs from base 114 to 755 and encodes 213 amino acids. NCBI's taxonomy places the organism in Eukaryota, Metazoa, Arthropoda, Insecta, Orthoptera, Acrididae.
GGUAGGGCAAGGAAGACACGCCUGGAGGACGAAGGACGACGGCACCGGCCGCGACCAGUAUAUAAGAGCGUCCGCCGGGCGCCUCUCCAGGUACAGUUCAGACUCCAGAAGCCAUGAAGGUCCUGAUCGUCGUCAGCGUGCUGGUCGCCGCCUGCCUGGCCAAGCCGGGCUACCUGUCGCUGCCCGCCGACACCCCCGAGGUGGCCGCCGCCAAGGUGGCGCACUUCGCCGCCUACCACGAGGCCGCGGCGCGCUCGGCCGGCGUGGUGGCGGUGGCGCCCUCCUACGGCUACGCCGCCUACGGGCCCGCCAACAUCGUGAUCGGCGCCGACGGCGUCCCCCUGGACACCCCUGAGGUGGCCGCCCGCAAGGCCGCCGACGCCGUGGCGCACGCCCGCGCCGCCGCCGGGCUGCCCGCCGUCGGGCCCGUCCCCGUGCCCGCCGCCGUCGUGCCCGCCGUCGACGGAUCCGUCCCCGCUGACACUCCCGAGGUGGCCGCCGCCAAGGUGGCCCACGCAGCCGCCCACGUGGAGGCCAACGUGCGCAACGCCGCCGAAGCCGUAGGCAUCCACGGUCUGUACAGUGUGGUGCCCAGCGUCUACUCGUACGGCGUGGUGCCCGGCGCCUACAGCGUCCACCACGACGGCACGCUGCUCACCCCGGAGGGUGUGCCUCUGGACACCCCUGCCGUGGCCGCAGGCAAGGUGGCCAACGCCGUGGCGCACAUCAGGGCCAAGAGCGGCAUCAUCGUCUGAGCGCGCCACUGUGCCUCGCGACCGCUGCCCGACUACGGAUUCCGGCUGGACAAUCCGAACACUGUGCCAUACGUUUCUAUCCCCCCUCCCCGACACGUGCAUCCCAAAAAAUCGUUUUGUGAUCUGUUGUAUUUUUAAUAAAUAUACGUGAGUUUUUA